Aspergillus steynii IBT 23096 is the source of this 2221-nucleotide messenger RNA. Its product is annotated as MFS transporter. The transcript is spliced from 2 exons. Lineage: Eukaryota; Fungi; Ascomycota; Eurotiomycetes; Eurotiales; Aspergillaceae. Gene Ontology annotation, molecular function: transmembrane transporter activity. Bases 448 to 2088 code for a protein of 546 amino acids. Gene Ontology annotation, biological process: transmembrane transport. The record is from RefSeq and is a predicted model, not a curated record.
UUUUUUUUUUUUCUUUUGGUGCCUUUUCUCUAAUCGAUUUUAUCCUCGCCCAUUACGAAUCAGUAUGCCGGGGUAUCGGUGCCGACAUUUCGGACUUAAGAUUUUAUCAUGGUGGAGCACGUUUGAGGGCUGGACACUCCGGUGUGGCAGCUUUGAACCAAGAUUAUUCUAGUCUGGUUUUCAUUUACUAAUUGAUAGAUUUUUGGGGAUAUUAUUUUUGCUAUAGGAGGCCCACUUUCUUGAUGUUGCGCAAAUACUUAUAAUCUCCGGAGGCCCACGUUUUGGCCACAGGUUUCACAGCAUUCAGCGCUUUAUAGAUUUGAUUUUCAAACGAUUUACUAUUUCUUAAUACCCUGAAUAAUCACAAAUCUAUCUCUAUUUAUCUGAAGAGGAACAUUACGACACAGGAAGGAAAUCCCAUAGAUCGCCAGAUCCUGACCAAGCGCCAUGGUUUCCGAAAACCAGAACAGCGCAACGAUAAACGAUACCAACGGCAUGGCUCCCCGUUAUGAUCAUACGAAUGAGCUCCCAGUGUCGUCGGACGUUACCUUGAACUCUGAGACAAAUUCCGCAAUAGGGGACCCGGAGAAGGAGCUUGAAGCCUCCCACGAAAAAGACCUGGAGAAUGAUGGAGCACUUGCCCAACCAGCUGGAAGCGAGAAGCCAGACGCAGCGCCUCAGAAAGACCCGAACUUGGUGGAAUUCGAUGGACCGGACGACCCUGAAAACCCGCAGAAUAUGCCUUACUGGAAGAAAUGGGUCUUAACGAUGACCUUGUCUUCGAUGACAAUGUGGAUCACCUUUGCGAGUAGUGUCUUCUCGACUGCGACUAUGGUGACGGCGAAGGAAUUCAACGUCUCGACCGAAGUGAUGACAUUAGGAACCAGUUUGGUUGUCUUUGGAUUCGCGCUGGGGCCUUUGAUGUGGUCUCCCAUGUCUGAAUUGUAUGGACGCAGACUGCCACUGUUCUUUGGCUAUGCUGUGUUUGCGAUCUUCCAAAUCCCAGUUGCUGUCGCACAGAAUCUCCAGACUAUCAUGAUUUGCCGUUUCUUGAUGGGCGUGUUUGGCUGUUCCCCUCUGGCGGUCGUCGGUGGUGCUAUGGCAGACUUCUGGAACCCUAUCGACCGUGCUGUGGCUAUUGCGAUGUUCUCGGCUGCAACUUUUGUUGGACCAGUGCUAGGCCCCAUUGUUGGUGGUUUCAUCACGGACUCGCACCUUGGCUGGCGCUGGACGGCUUGGAUCACUCUGAUCGCCUCGGCAACCUUCGGCCUCAUCGCCCUGGUCAUUAUCCCCGAGACGUACGCCCCUGUUAUUCUGCAAAAGCGCGCUGCUCGCCUCCGUAAGGAGACCGGUAACUGGGCACUACACUCAGCUUUGGAUGAAAGUCGCCCUACUGCAUCGGAAAUCGUUACCAAAUACUUGGUUCGCCCAAUUCAAAUGCUGUUUUUGGAGCCCAUUCUCCUCUUGAUCACGAUCUACCUGGCCUUGAUCUACGGCAUCCUGUACUUGUUCUUUGAAGCCUACCCGGUUUCUUUCCAGGAGGUUCGCGGAUGGACCAACGAAGGUGUUGCUGGGCUGCCAUUCCUUGGAAUUAUGAUCGGGGUGCUCUGCGGAGUGGCUCUGAUUAUCUGGCAGACGAAGACUCGGUUUGCUCGCAAGCUGGCAAAGCACGGUCGUGUUGUUCCCGAGGAGCGUCUUGUCCCCAUGAUGAUCGCGUCGAUCAUGCUGCCUGCUGGCCUCUUUUGGUUCGGCUGGACCUCCAACCGCAACAUUUCGUGGGUCCCUCAGGUUAUCGCAGGCAUUCCCAUCGGUAUGGGUAUCCUGGUUAUUUUUAUGCAAGGUCUCAACUACAUCAUCGACGUCUACCUCAUGUUUGCCAACUCCGCCAUCGCGGCGAACACUCUGGUCCGGAGUAGUCUUGGAGGUGCUUUCCCGCUCUUCUCGGUGCAGAUGUACCAUAAGUUGGGUGUCGACUGGGCUUCCAGUCUGCUUGGCUUCAUCACUGUUGCGAUGAUUCCUAUCCCGGUUGUCUUCUUCAUCUAUGGUAAGAAGAUCCGGGCUAUGAGCAAGUUCUCUCCCAAGCUUUAAAAAGCUGCGUUCGUUUUUCUUUGUUUGUCUUUAUGUUCUCCAACGAGAUAUGCAUAAAAAAAGCGGGCAUUUGGAAGGCGUUAUUGAAUACUUUACUACUAAUAGUUAAUGAUGGCAUAUAGAUAGUAACGCU